GCAAAGUAUAUUUGCAAUGUAUAUCAAAGUAAUGUUCGCAAUUUAGAUGCAAUGAAGUGGAACCAACGUUUGAUUCUGUCCCUGACGGACACUUUUCACCGACGUGCAGGAAACGGCGGACCUGCAUCAUCAGGUUGAUGUUGGCCUCCUUGUCCAUGAUGAUGUCCCAUGGCUUCAAGAGCAGUAACCAAGACUUCACUUUUGGACCAUGGAGAGUGACUGCAGCCAAAAAUCACAUCAUGAAAUCAAAAGACAUUGAACGGUUAGCAGAGGAGAUAAACAUGCCUGCUCUUCCAGAGAUGUUAUUUGGAGACAACAUCCUGCGCAUCCAGCACACAGAUGGCUAUGGGAUUGAAUUCAACGCCAUUGAUGCCCUCAAGAGAGUUGGCACCAACGAGGAAACAGUCAAAGUGGCCUGUGCUCAAGAGUGGCAGGAGAGCAGAGCUGAUUCUGAGCACUCCAAAGAGGUGGUGAGACCUUAUGACUGGACAUACACUACAGACUACAGAGGUACUCUUAUAGGUGAAGGUGUGCUGAUUAAGGUGACAGAAACAACAGAGCGUAUCGACAUGGAGAAGCUAAAGGCCAGAGAACACAUCAUGUUCUUUGAUGAUGUGCUGCUCUUUGAAGAUGAGCUUCAUGAUCAUGGAGUCUCGAUGAUCAGUGUGAAAAUUAGAGUGAUGCCCACCAGCUUCUUUUUGUUACUGCGUUUCUUCCUCCGAGUUGAUGGGGUCCUGAUAAGAAUAAAUGACACUCGACUGUACCAUGAGGCUGGGAAGGAUUUCAUGCUACGUGAAUUUAGCACAAGAGAAAGCAAAAUAGCUGAACUGAAGAAUGUUCCAGCGGCACUCUACACUGAUCCUAAUGAGAUUGCACAACAUCUAACCUUGAAGCUGAUCCAAUGUGAGAAGCUGGAGCUUCCUGUGGCGACGUCUGUGUCUGCUGGUGAAGUUGUUUAGUGACUCGUGGGACCUUUCAGUUGACAAUGUGUUGCAUGACAGAACAAGCAUUUCUAAAUCGCAUUGUUCAUCUCCUAAUUUGAAUCUUACAAGUUUUCCUCUUUAUUUAUGCACAAAGUAGUUUCUAGAGGCGAUUUCCAUAGAGGAAAGCCUGUUGAGUCCUCAUAGACAAUUUAGUAAACUUAUGGAGCAGUUUGCACCGUUGUCAUUGUUCUGGUUUCUGGCAUGCUUCAUUUUACAAAAAAUUUCUAUUUCAAAAUUACAAAUAUUUCAGUAUGUUUUCUCAGUUAUUUUUAAAGAUCAGGCAAUGCUUUCAAUACUUGUAUCUCAUGAUAACUCUGCAAAACCACAGAAACAGUGAUGUUUUAUAACAGUCAACAUUAUUAGGAAUUUCUGUAAAUAUUGCCAUUUGUUACUGACCAAAGGCAAAAAAAGGGUUUUCUUUCCAUUUACAAGAAACAUGUAUGAAAUGUAUGAUUGUCUAUCAUUUGAUCAAUAAAUUUGUUUUUGCAAAAAGUAUUACAAAGCUUGAAGUAAACAACCUCCAAUUCCUACAUUUUUUUUUUCUUUUCUCUUAAUGAACUUUGAUGCUACAGCUUUAAAAAGGUUCACAAUUUUUGUUGCUUCUAUCCAUCAACUCUUUUCAUUGUAUCCAUUUCUUCUAAGGCUCCAUUAAAUACAUUGUCUCUG
Molecule: messenger RNA, 1649 nt
Organism: Salarias fasciatus (jewelled blenny)
Lineage: Eukaryota; Metazoa; Chordata; Actinopteri; Blenniiformes; Blenniidae
Gene: tiprl
Product: TIP41, TOR signaling pathway regulator-like (S. cerevisiae)
Exons: 8
Coding region: 138-959 (273 amino acids)
Biological process (GO): TOR signaling
Cellular component (GO): cytosol
Source: RefSeq, a predicted model, not a curated record